GCAUUAGUAGAUGAGCUUCAAGAAGGCGAUUUUUUGUAUAAGUACAAAUAUGAUAAUACCAGUUCUGUUACUCACUUGUUUUUUGCAUAUAAAGAAUCAACUUGUCUUAUUCAUCAAUACCCUACAGUAAUUCUUAUUGAUUGUAUCUACAAAACAAACAAAUUCAAAAUGCUAUUAUUAAGUAUUGUAGAUAUAACCAGUUUUAAUACAACCUUUUAUACUUGCUUCGUGUUCAUGAAAAGUAAAGAAGAAACAGAUUACAAUUGGGCCCUAACACAUGUUUUAAGAUUGUUUGAUGAAAUAGAGAAGCCUAGCGUCAUUGUGACUGAUAGAGAGUUGGCUCUCAUGAACGCUCUCAGAAUGAUCUUUCCUAAUUCAACAAAUAUACUUUGU
Molecule: messenger RNA, 393 nt
Organism: Racocetra persica
Lineage: Eukaryota; Fungi; Glomeromycota; Glomeromycetes; Diversisporales; Gigasporaceae
Source: the annotation of a GenBank genome assembly